CAUAACUUGGAUUUGGUAAGCGCGUCUGCACAAUUUGAGGAAGAGGGAAUCCUGUGAGCGAGCCCAACCACCCGUACGAUUUUAGUAUGGACGAAGAUCACCUUUCAGGUCCGUUGUCUCCUCAUGGAACAACCCAAAAUUUCGACAAUGGCGCAAGCGGUACGAGAACCAGCUCACCUCACCGAAAACCAAAAGCCAAAGUAACGAAGAAGAAGCUUUUGGAGGAACUCUCAGCAUUAAAAUCGGAAAUGGCUAAUAUGCGAUCCGAAAAGGAACAAAACCUACUAUCAGGAAAACGUCCGACAGAGAGCAGUGCUGUAAACGUGAGGCCUGAUGAAGGACCAUCUGGGAGCGAUUCGUUCCUAGCUACCAUGAGCAAUAUGUCGCUGGGAUCUUUGAAUAUUCCAGAGUGUAAGCCUUCAGAGGGUGAGAUGGAUGUGGAUAAAAAAGCUUACGAACACUGGAAAGAAAUACUAAUCGCAUCAUUUAAUCUGAUGCGAGCAACUGACGAGCGCGCAAAAUUGGACAUAUUUAGAAUAAAAGCGGGACCAAAAUUGCUGGAAGUGAUGCAAGGAACAUCUUCUAUACCAGGCAUGCCAGAUGAAUGCGUUAAGCCCUUCUCCAAUGCAAUAGCUAGAUUGGAUCAUUACUUCGGAUCUCGUACAUACAUAAUAGGACAACGUGGUAAAUUAAUGAAUACUGUACAGCAAAGUGGAGAGUCAAAUAUUUCAUUCGUUCGACGAGUGGCAGCAGCGGCAAAAUUGUGCGAUUACAAGAAUGAAGAAGAAAUGGAGGCAGUCGUACGUACCAUCGUUAAAAGAACCACCGAUAGCCGGGUCCGUGUUUUGGCCCACAGGAACUGGGUCAAUCAAGGUGACAUGAACAGUUUGAUUGGAUUGGUACGUGAUAGUAGUAGUAAAAUUCUUCUUUGUUUACACAUUUUUUGUUCUAAUGAUGAUUGGUACGUGAUCGUGAAAUGGAGCUUUUUAACGAAGCAGAGUAUCAAAAACUCAACCAUCAACGCAACGUGA
Armigeres subalbatus is the source of this 1031-nucleotide messenger RNA. RefSeq lists its product as uncharacterized. Bases 87 to 1031 code for a protein of 314 amino acids. NCBI's taxonomy places the organism in Eukaryota, Metazoa, Arthropoda, Insecta, Diptera, Culicidae. The transcript has 3 exons. The record is from RefSeq and is a predicted model, not a curated record.